AUGGGGGUCAGGGUUCUCUCCCUGCUGAACCUGACUCCUGACCCCUGGCCCCAUACUUUCAUCAGGAAGCCGAGUGCCUACAUUUCAGCUAUCCUGGAGUUGAGUUCCCUCGUGGUAAAGCGUUACAAUCAGCCACUUCUAUACUGGGAUGCCCUGUACUAUCUCACCAGCCAGGGAAGGCAUUUCUCCCAUGCCUGCCAUCUGGUGCACGAUUUCUCAAAUGCCGUCAUUCGGGACCGACGGCGUAUCCUCGCCCAACAGGGGACUGAGGCCUUCCUCAGGAACAAGACCAAAAGCAAGACCAUUGACUUCAUAGAUGUUCUCCUACUGGCCAAAGAUGAAGAUGGAAAGGCUCUGUCAGACAAGGACAUCCAGGCAGAAGCUGACACUUUCAUGUUUGGAGGCCAUGAUACAACUGCAAGUGGCAUCUCCUGGGCCCUCUACAACCUGGCCCAGCAUCAGGAACACCAGGACCGCUGCCGCCAGGAGAUACAAGAGCUCCUGAGAGGUCAUCAACCAGAGGAGAUUGAAUGGUCAGUGUGGGCUGACAGUAAGAAUGGAACCCAGAGUGGGGAGGGGGAACCAUGAGUGUGCUGAAGCCAGCUAUGACUGUUGUCAAAGAGCUCAAUGUCAAAUUUCCAGUGUCAGAAAUCACCAAUCCCUACAAAUCAGGGUUUGAUUUCUUGUUUUGUUGACUGUCUAGACUUAAGAAGGUGAGGGAGAAAGAGUUCCUGAUGCAGAAUAAACUUAAAAGAGUAUGAGUACAUACAUUUCCCUCCCUGCCUAAUCUGGUUGUUAAAUAUUUACCAGCACACCCCUGUAUUGUUCUAUAAACAUUGUUUGAAUUCAGCAAGGCUACAGUAGAAGGCUCAGGGAAUGAAGCCAUCCCCAUGACUGCAGGCUCACAACAAAAAUAAUCAACAUUUAUAUUGCAUUUUAAGGUCUGCAAAGUUCUUUGCAUCCAUGAUCUCAUUUGCACUUCACUUCACCCCAGGGGUGAACCCUUAGGAACAGAGACACAGAGGCCAGCCUGUUGCUCCAUCUGGCUACAGCCCAGUGUUCUCCCCUCCUCAUGUAGGUUCCUGAGGCUUCUGUUGGGUUUCUGGUUAACUUUCCCCAGCUAGGAUUCAGACCUCAAACCCUGGGCUACUUCUACAUCCAUGACCCACCUUUGAAUCCUGUCCUUCCCCUCCCCCGAUUAGUAUCCUCCAAAGUUUAAUAUAAGAGCCCUCUGACCUCUGGUUAUCAAGGUCAACACUCAGACAUUUUUCCACCCCCUUCACAGAAUUUUUGACACCUAGGGCUUCAUGGUCACUGAGUAUCAGGGUCCUAUAGACUUUGCCUGUCCCUCAACCCUUGAUUAUCCAGGUUUUAGAUGUUAACAUUGUCGCCUCUGC
Messenger RNA from Vombatus ursinus (common wombat), 1397 nucleotides. Its product is annotated as leukotriene-B4 omega-hydroxylase 3-like. The transcript is spliced from 3 exons. Bases 1 to 588 code for a protein of 195 amino acids. The record is from RefSeq and is a predicted model, not a curated record. NCBI's taxonomy places the organism in Eukaryota, Metazoa, Chordata, Mammalia, Diprotodontia, Vombatidae. Gene Ontology annotation, molecular function: heme binding; oxidoreductase activity, acting on paired donors, with incorporation or reduction of molecular oxygen; iron ion binding.